AAUUGGAAGAAGACCAAAGGUGUCGAAGGCCACAAAUUGUUGCAGGGUUGGAACCCAACCUUUGGUCGUUUCACAAUCUCGACCAUGGCAACAGAUCAGAAUCCUUUUCAUGGACCAGGAUCUUGCUCAACACCCCAAGGCGAAAGCUCAGCAGCUGGUGUUUUCUCUCAACAAACUUGGCAGUGUUGUAGAGUCUGUUGUGGUGAGUUCAUCUAGCGAACGGCCGUCGCUGACCCAGUACAAGGAGGCGAUAUUUCGAAGUGGUCACCUCUCACUUCGUGGGACGAUGAUGAAUGGGAAUGGUUUUCACCAUCAACCUCGCCAUCCCUCCCGAGACAAUCUACAACAGCGUCGCAGUGGUAGUGCGAGUGGUGCUACACCUCGAAAUAGUAAUAAUGCCAGCGGCCAUGCCCGAGUUCGGUUUCCCGAUGAUGAAGGAGCUUCCGGACUCCACAAUCCACACUCCCAAAACAACAACCAGCUUGCCAACUUUUUCAGCGCGAUAGUGGGUGUCUUCUUUGGAGGAAUUGCGUCCAUUUGCCUGUUGGGAUUGUUGACGAUUCUGGGCAUUCUCUACGUGGGGAUCAAACCAUUUUCUGUAUCCAUGUAUCGACGCCUCGCAAACCAAUUGGCGGCAGCAUCCUUCCUCGAUGCCAUUGCUCUGCUACUACCCAAUAUGCGACUAUAUCUGACAGGAGAUUCCGAUGUUCCAAGCCCAGUAGGGACUUCCAUUCUGGUCUGUAAUCACUUGAUGGAUGGAGAUUGGUGGCCCAUUCUCAUGUUGGGCCGUUGCGUGGGAUUGAGAGGCAGUGUCAAGGCCAUUAUGCGCAAUGAGAUUCUCCAUUUGAACAUGAACACACAACAAAACAACAAUAGCAGUGGAAGUGGUGAACACAGUUCUUCCAGAGAUACUCCGCGAGAACGAAGAAGCGCUUCACAAUCGUCUCCCGCCAUGCUCAAACAAGCUACCGCUGCCGCAGUCGCAGUGGCAGCUGCUCGCAGUGGAGCCACUAUCGGUGGUGGUGGUGGCUAUGGAUCACCAUCAGCAGGAGCCGAAAAUAUCCUCCUUUCCAAUAGUAGUGGGAGCAGUUCGGGGAGUCCAACGUCAUCGAAUGGCAGCAGCAGUGGCGCACACACGAGGCAUCACACGUCACGCGAUUUGAAGAUUCUCGCAAAACUGCUCCAUGCCUUUAUGGAAUUCCCCUUGCUCAAUGGAGAAGAUUACAUAUCCGAUAGAGAACACCUGUUUCAGCUAUUGCGAUCCUUUGCCGAAAACAAUGGAGCAGAGGCGCCCGUUCAUCUUCUCUUUUUCCCGGAAGGAUGGUCCCUUCAUAAUGGUGCUGAUCGAAGAAACGUGCUAGCCAUGAGUAAUGAAUUUGCCAAACGAGAAGGACGUCCUCAGCUCAGACACUUGCUAUUGCCGAAAACAACUGGAUUCAAUGCCAGUUUGGAAUGUCUCCGGGAAUCCAGUCCAGUUGUGUACGAUGUCACCAUGGCUUACAGCGGUUACGAUGGAUCCCUCCCGCCAAAGUUUGAUUUAUCAUUUCAGUCACUGUGGACUCUGAUGAGACAUUCCUUCCCCACUGAGAUCCAUAUUCGAAUCAAACGCUACUCCAUGGAAGAAGUCUUGCAAGAUGCAAGUUGGCUCGAUAAGAAAUGGGCCGAGAAGGAUCGACUGCUGAGCUUCUUUUCUACACAUCAAUCAUUCCCAACCGAUGGACGAGGAUUCUGUCGACAUCGAGUCUUCAAUUCCCGAACUCAUUCCAUUGAAUCGUCAGUGAUUGCCUUGUCGCGGUUGCUGGCCAUGCCUUGGACCAUUCCUUUUCUUCUCUUCUGUUCCAUCCCAUUGUUCUGGACAGUCCUGUGGAUCUACCUGAUUCAUCGAGGCUUCAAGGCCAUUUUCCCCGAAAACGCAGACGAACGAUUGUCAUCCAACGACGAUGCCGGAUCGACAGGAGUGGCAGGCCAAACGCCACGAUCAGAAUCCGCAACGCCCUUCUUCCCAGCCACGCCAUUUGCUUCUCCCUCGGUGGCCACAUGGAGAGACAUGAUUGCCAACCGUGACAAUGACAACCCAAAAUAGAACACUCUACUCAAUCAAGAGCAAACAACUUGCCAUUACGAGCGAACCAACCAGCGCGCAUGACCACCGAUCACCACCCUAUUAUUGUACGCUUCAACCCGUCUAUAUCAUAUACUUCCUCCCCUUUGUUGUUCUGAUGUUGUCCACUUCACACUGUUCCCAAGAAACAGCAGCCAGCAGCUAGCUAGUAAUAGAGCGUCAACAAAGCUUGUAAAACUAAAUGAAAGCCUUUUAGUUCCGU
Seminavis robusta is the source of this 2324-nucleotide messenger RNA. The record is from the annotation of a GenBank genome assembly. Lineage: Eukaryota; Bacillariophyta; Bacillariophyceae; Naviculales; Naviculaceae.